Labrus mixtus (cuckoo wrasse) is the source of this 2709-nucleotide messenger RNA. It is a transcript of the gene rhoh, whose product is annotated as ras homolog family member H. Gene Ontology annotation, molecular function: GTP binding; GTPase activity. The coding region runs from base 648 to 1235 and encodes 195 amino acids. The transcript has 2 exons. Lineage: Eukaryota; Metazoa; Chordata; Actinopteri; Labriformes; Labridae. Gene Ontology annotation, biological process: small GTPase-mediated signal transduction. The record is from RefSeq and is a predicted model, not a curated record.
AAGAAGUCACACCAAAGUAUGACGAGCUUUUUACCUUUCUGUUCUGUCGAGACACUUCCGUCGUUUUGCCUCCUUAAGUUUAACCGACCUCGGGGCUGUAUGGCAGGUGCUAAACUAUACCCUCCUUUUGUCUUUUUCCCCCCCUCUCUGUUAAAGCCUGCGCACACUUUGGCUGGUGAAGUUAUUUGUAAUCUACAAAUAACAUUUUCUAAAGAUCCGCAGUGAAGUCUUCAAAGGCAGCAGAAAUCAUCUGAAGAUUUCUCGUCUCCCCUUUGAGAGGUUGAGUAACACGGACAGAAUGGAGGCCCUCAAAGCCAGUUGAGAGAAGACACAGAGCCGGACCAGAGUGUCUAAAACAAGACCUCCGUAUGAAGUGUGUGUAAAGCUCAUGACUGACUGGAUCCGAAAUAAAGAAACGUUUAAGGACUCUGAAAAAAAAAGAAGAAGAAGAGACAUCAAGCAGCAAGCGGAUGACGACUGAAAUCACCAGGAAUGGAGUUACAAGGAGACGAGUGCUUCAAACUACUAUGAGAUCUACAAAGAAGGGUUGUACAGCAAACACCUCGUGAACCCUGUGCCUCUUCAUAUCAGAAAUAUCAGAAGAAAAAAAAACUUCAUCGACCAGCUCGAGACUAUCAGAGGGAACAAUGAACGGCGUGGAGGAGAUGUCGCUGAAGUGCGUCCUGGUCGGGGAUAGCGCCGUGGGAAAGACCGCCCUGCUGGUCCGCUUCACGUCGGAGACCUUCCCCGACUCCUACAAGCCCACCGUGUUUGAGAACACCGGGGUGGAGGUCUACAUGGACGGCGUUCAGAUCAGUCUGGGCCUGUGGGACACGGCGGGAAACGACAACUUCCGACAGAUCCGACCCAGGUCCUACCAGCAGGCCGACGUCGUCCUCCUCUGCUUCUCGGUGGCCAACCCCAACUCCCUGGCCAACGUCCAGCACAAGUGGAUCAACGAGGUCCGGGAGUACCUGCCGAGGGUGCCCAUUUUGGUCGUGGCCACCCAGACGGAUCUGCGGGAAAUGGGGUCGCACCGGGGCACCUGCAUCACACCCGCAGAGGGGAGGCACGUGGCUCAGGAGGUCCACGCCAAAGGCUACCUGGAGUGCUCGUCCUUGAGCAACCGCGGCGUGCAGCAGGUGUUUGAGUAUGCGGUUCGGACGGCUGUGAAUCAGGCCAGGAAGCAGGCCCGGCGGCGGCUGUUCAGCAUAAACCAGUGUAAGGUCUUUUGACUCUUGACCUUGAAUAAUCGGGCGACUGCGCCUUCACAAAGGGACUUCAGUGAACUGUCUUGGCGAGCUGUUUGAAGUCGGUGAGGACCUGUAGACGUACAACAUCCCAAAGUUGUAUUCCUAUUCUCUACAGGGAGUUCCUCUCACUAAACGGGACUCCCGUUAACUCGAGCUGAAUUUAAAAAACAAUAGAGCGUCAUGUCAGCUCUACAUUAGUGCGAUGUAGGGAGGGAUGUGCAGAAAACGUCCAAUCUGACGGCGAGCAACAGUCAACAUCAGACGUGGGGAUUUUGUGUUUCAGAAAGCCCCAGGCAGAAACUCUUUUUUUAUUAAUUGUGUUGCUGUGAAAGACUUUCUUCAGUGUGAGCCUUCAAAGCUUUAAACUGGAAACAACACAUCACUUCUCGUGGAGGAAAGUACCUCGCGAUCGCAUUAUGUCGCCUGAUGGGGCUGAAUUCACGUCCAAUGAUUUAUUGUAUAAAUGCCCUCGACGCCACAGUAAGUCACACGCAGUAUUUUUUUGUACGGCCGCAUUGAGCUUUAACGGAGCAGGCCCGGUUCUACGAGGGUUGCAGAAGGUUGCGGUGCACCCUCAUUUAAAAGGAUCCCCCCCCCCCUCAAUUCACAAAAAUGAACGAUAGUUGUUUUGUGUUUGUACAAAAAGUUAUCAAGUGACAACAGUGACUCAGAUCGUGUUUAUUCUAGCCGUGUUGGUCAUGACACGUGCAUGUGACCUGUCUGUCGAGCGGGGGACAACAUGAGGGUCCCAUAGCACCGACGCUGUUUCUCAAUGCUGCUGCCGAUCACUGUAGCAGCACCCCACCCCCGCCCCCACCCCCCUCUAAUCUCAGACAUUUUGUUCUACAGUCGGGCCUGCACAGAAUGAUUUUACAUUUCUUUUUAAAACUCAAACAAAAGAAUUACUUUGUGUACUAUUGUACUGUUAAUUGUUUGCUUGCAGAGGAGGAUCAUUCAUGAGACUUGAUCAGAAAUCGUUUAUUAUCUCUGACAGACAAACAUGUAGGCAACAUGACUUUCUAGGUCUACGUCAGUUUAAGAUACCAUUCUGUUAAAUCUGUUCAGGGUCGGGCGAUAUGGACAAUAUUUAACUUUGAUAUCUGUUAGCUGAAUGCUGAUACAUCGUAUAUUUUUUUCACAGUUAAGAAAAAACAGAAACAGUCACUUCUAAGUCAAAUCCGCUCGAGCUAAACGUCACACAGACUCUUUCAUGAGCAGCCAGCUGCACAGUGUCAACAUGUAGAUUACGUCAAAUGACUUAAAAUAUGAUCACGUUAAAUAAAAUGCUCCUUAAAUGAAAAUGAAAUCGAUGAAAAUGUUCCUUCCCUGCGCAAUGGUACUCUUGUUAGACUUAAGAGCCACAUUGAAAACCUCUUUCUUUCCUAAAAUAUGUGUGGGAAACACGGUGACAUGACCUGCAAAGAAUAAUUUCUGCUGACGAUGUUUCCCUUUUUUU